UACAUACAUAUUCUUUCGCGUUGGCAUCUUCACUAUCACGCGACGCAAUAACUAAACAAGACUGUAGGGAAGUAAAAAACGCUAUAAUAUCUUGAACAUCCGCCAUUACGCCAUUCGUACUAUAUCAGAGCGCUGCUUAAAGUUGCAAAGAACAGAGCUAUGAACCAUGGUUAGACCUGUCGCUGAAUACACAGCAGAAAAGGCAAAAAAAUGCAAAGUUCCAUUUCCAAGAUUUGUUGCAAUUGAAUAUAAAACACAACUGGAACAUGGGACGAAAUACUUUGUUAAGGUUGAUGCUGGAGUGUGUUUUGUUCAUCUCUGCAUUCAUCAAGACUACGAAUGUGGCGGAGGAAGGAUAAAACUCGAAAAAAUGUUAGUGAAUUUAGACGAAGAUCAUCCAUUGGAGUAUUUCGAUUAAAACUUUGCCACAAUAGCUAUAACAGCACUUAGCUGAAAAUAUCAUCAUUAUCUUACACCUAUUUGCUUUUAAUACUUGGACCACCUAACGUCUUUUGUGCAUUUUAAGCAGUUUGUCAAAGAAACGAUCGAUUCAGUGACAUAUAUAUGUUUCUCAGUUUUAUACUUUUAUUUCUAAUCAUAGUUGCGUGCUCUAUAUAAAUAAUAUUAUAGAUAAAUGUAAAUUGUUUUGUGUCAUUUUUACUUCUUUAUGACUUGUUUUUCGUUAUAAAAGAUUUUUUCCUGCCCGA
Molecule: messenger RNA, 707 nt
Organism: Xenia sp. Carnegie-2017
Lineage: Eukaryota; Metazoa; Cnidaria; Anthozoa; Malacalcyonacea; Xeniidae
Product: cystatin-A-like
Exons: 3
Coding region: 167-418 (83 amino acids)
Source: RefSeq, a predicted model, not a curated record